CACAUGGGUUUAAGGCCCAGUCAUUUCCCGACAGGCAACCCCAGCGAGUGUGCCACACAGUCCUGUCCGCGCAAACAUCACGUACACCAUUCAGAUUUUCUGGGUACCGUCCUUUUCCAAGAAAAACGCAAACUAAUUCGAAAGCUGGCGCUUGAAUUCUCCGACGAGACAGGAGUUGUGUUGGUUGUGCCCGAAGAGAACAUUUUAACCUGAGAAUCAGAGGAUGAAUUUGACUAAGUCGUCGGCGGCAAGUAGCCGAGAUGAUGUUAGUCAUACCACGAUCCCGAAAACAUCUAAAAUCUGCGGAGUUUGCGGCGAUGUCGCCCGCUGCUAUCAUUUCGGUGGCCUGUGCUGCGCAAGCUGCAAAGCCUUCUUCCGCCGGGCUGUCGUCAACGACCGUUACAAACAGUAUCGCUGCGUGUACGGAGGGUCCUGCCGGAUCGACAUUAUUUCGAGGAAACAUUGCUCGCACUGCCGCCUGAAACAAUGUCUUGCCAUCGGCAUGGACAAGAAAUGGUUCAUGUCGGACGAAAUGCGAGCCGAAUUGAAAUUGAAAUCUAUCAAGAAAUUGAGGAACAACCAGGAGCAACUGAUGAUUUUGACUCAGAAAAUCUGCCGCCAACUGGGGCCGCCCGAACGACCCACCACGUCACCCUGUCUCAUGUUGAAUCCCGACCAGGCCAAAGAGAUCCACGUCUUGGUCAACCUCUGCCGGAGAUCCUACCAAGUGAACGAAUACCCCAAACAAUAUCAAUCCAGCGACUGUCACUCGCCGUGUGGCCACACGGCCGUCAUCUUCUCCAACGUCAUCCUCCGCGUCUUUCACUUUUUGCAGAGCGUACCUCAACUCCAGCACCUGAAAACCUCCAGCCAAAUGUCUCUGUUGAAACAACGAGGGAUGGAAUCGCUGAUCGUCAUGUCGGCCCUGUCGUUCGACCCCAUCGGCCGCGUCUGGAGCAACACGACCAACUACAAAGUCCUGCUGAACGAGCCGUACCCGAUUCACGUUUGCGAAAAAGAUUUCGAGCGGCUGCACGGCCACUCGGUGAUGCGCAAACAUUUCGACACCAUCAGCUCAUUGCUGCUGAGUUUGAACGCCGACGAGCAGAUCGUCGUGCUCCUGUCGCUGGUGGCCUUCUUCACGAUCGACGACCACCAGAACGGCAAUUCCGAAGAAGCUGCUCAGAUCCUGGCCAUCCAGGAGCAUUUUAUCGAAUUGCUCAAACGCUACGUACACUGGAAAAUGGGGCCGGAAAUUAGCGAGAACGCCUUUACACGUUUUAUCCUCAAGUUGUCCGACGUCCGCGAAGUUCACAACCUUCACAAGGUUGCCCAGUUACGUUUGACCAGCGACGAGAUCCAGCAGUUGGAGCAUCAAUUGGGAGGACUGGUUCUGUUGAAAGGCGAUUCCCAGCAUUAGCCGUUCGUGCGUGAUGCAGACUGUGGACGUGCUCUUGAUUUCUUGUUUUUAUUCCACAUACAACCCAUCGUGUCUUCCCUUUUCCUCCUCCGGCCUCUUCAACUCAUCACAACAUGAUUCCCAGUAUACAACAGACAUGACGUCGUUACCAAAGCGAAUCCGACCAUCAUCAGUUUUUCUCCCUUUAUCCACCCCCAAAUUUGGCUCCUCCCAUAUUCCUAUGAAGAAUUUACUGAUAUGCGCGUUGAUAUAUGUGUACGGUAGUUAUAUAAAGCUGUGCGUCUGCUCACGGCUAGGUGGUGGCUCUGUGUCUACGUGAUGUUUUCCAAACGUUCAUCUCUGUCAAUCAAUACAGGCGUCAUACCAAAAAAGA
Molecule: messenger RNA, 1793 nt
Organism: Daphnia pulicaria
Lineage: Eukaryota; Metazoa; Arthropoda; Branchiopoda; Diplostraca; Daphniidae
Product: vitamin D3 receptor-like
Exons: 5
Coding region: 224-1420 (398 amino acids)
Biological process (GO): negative regulation of transcription by RNA polymerase II; cell differentiation; positive regulation of transcription by RNA polymerase II
Molecular function (GO): nuclear receptor activity; zinc ion binding; RNA polymerase II cis-regulatory region sequence-specific DNA binding
Source: RefSeq, a predicted model, not a curated record